Messenger RNA from Propithecus coquereli (Coquerel's sifaka), 1159 nucleotides. It is a transcript of the gene RRP36, whose product is annotated as ribosomal RNA processing 36 homolog (S. cerevisiae). Gene Ontology annotation, biological process: maturation of SSU-rRNA from tricistronic rRNA transcript (SSU-rRNA, 5.8S rRNA, LSU-rRNA). The transcript has 7 exons. Gene Ontology annotation, cellular component: 90S preribosome; nucleolus. The record is from RefSeq and is a predicted model, not a curated record. NCBI's taxonomy places the organism in Eukaryota, Metazoa, Chordata, Mammalia, Primates, Indriidae. Bases 1 to 753 code for a protein of 250 amino acids.
AUGCGGGGAACACGUCCCUCAGCCGGGGCGGCGGCCCGACGUCCCCGCGGGGCUCAGGACGCCGGGGAGGAGCCCGGGGCCGCGGCCUGCGACCUGCAGAGGGGCACAUCUAACAUGUCAUUUGAGGAGCUGUUGGAAUUGGAGAGCCAAGUGGGCACUAAGACAUAUAAACGAUUGGUGGUUGCAAACAGCACUAAGAAACAACGUUCUAGACCAUCUGUCCAAAGUACAUGUGUUGCAGAUAAGCACAGGCCUCUGGAAAUGUCAGCCAAGAUCCAAGUACCAUUUUUACGUCAGGUUGUUCCCAUCUGUAAAAAGGUGGCCCGGGACCCCCGCUUUGACGAUCUAUCAGGAGAAUAUAAUCCUGAGGUGUUUGACAAAACAUACCAAUUCUUGGAUGACAUCCGAGCCAAAGAGAAACAGCUUGUGAAAAAGCAGUUGAAGAAGCACCGUUCAGGGGAGGAGCAUGAGAAACUGCAGCAGCUGCUUCAGCGAAUGGAACAGCAAGAAAUGGCACAGCAGGAACGAAAGCGGCUGCAGGAGCUGCACCUGGUCCUGAAGCAGGAACGGCGGGCUCAGGCCCAGCACGGCCAUCGGCCAUACUUCCUGAAGAAAUCUGAGCAGCGCCAGCUGGCCCUAGCGGAGAAGUUCAAGGAGCUGAGACGCAGAAGGAAGCUGGAGAGCUUCUUGAAUCGAAAGAGGCGCCGAAAUGCAGGCAAGGAUAAGAGACAUCUCCCUUUGAGCAAAGAGUAAUAAGGAACUGUCCUCUGCUCUGCCACUGCCUCAGGGAGACAUGGAUCUAUGGGGACAGUCUUGGGCUUGGCCUGUUUUCCUGGUUCCUUCCUGUUCAAGGGCAAGGAUCACAGCUGCCCUUGAACUAGGUUGGCUCAGAGGAGGCUGGAGGGCUCUUCAACUGCCCACGGGGCUUGACAAGAAGAGUAGCUCAGCCUUCUGCCCAGCCACACUGCUUCUGCUUGGAUCUGGUUCAUCAUGUCCUCGUGACCUUCUCCCACCCUUGCCUUAAACCAGUGAUUCUGGUACAGAAGAAGAGGGGCCAGUGAGUGACCUUGAGGCCACUGUAGGCUAUGGAAUCUGUUCGUGGCUCCCAGGGCUGGCACUUUAUGUAGGAGCCACUUCAUAAACAUUCUUGUUACUCAUC